UUCCCUCUGAUACUCUUCAUCACCACUGAGGACCAGGAUGGAGACACCUUUCUACCACGACGACUCUCCGGCUGUCUCCGGCUGCAGCCACCUCGCUGAGGACCAGCGGGACCCAGGAACCAGGAUGCUGAUGAGUAAGAGGUCCAUGUCAGCGCCAGGCAGUCAUCACUUCCCCGGCGGUGGCGCCACAGGAGGGAGGGGGGGAACCAGCCACCUGGGGCUCGGGGGGAACAGGUCCCUGAUGUCGGCGGUGGCCUCGGCAGCGUCUCCGGGGGACAUGAACCUGCUGCAGCUGGCGCCGCCCGACCUGGAGCACCUGAUCAUUCAGACCAAUCAGGGACUGGUCACAACCAGCCCCGCGUCCAACUCCACCAACCCCUUCAUCUACCGCCACCAGGCGACCAACGAACAAGAAGGAUUCGCCGACGGCUUCGUCAAAGCGCUGGCUGACCUUCACAAGCAGAACCAGCUGCUCGGAGGCGGCCCCAUGUCCCCGUCCUCGUCCUGCUCCGUCUCCCUGCAGACGGCCUAUCAGAGGAGCCUGAUGGCCGCCGCUGACCCCCCCGUCUACACCAACCUCAGCAGCUACACCCAGGGCCAGAGGCCUUAUUCUGGAGGACCCGGUGGACCACCUCAGCCUCACACCCGAGGCAUGGACGUCCCUCAGACCGUCCCCGAGGUGCCUCACCCGUCAGGUGACCCCAUGUCCCCUCCCUCCCUCUCCCCGGUCGACCUAGAGACGCAGGAGCGAAUCAGAGCCGAGCGCAAGAAGCUCCGCAACCGCGUCGCCGCGUCGAGGUGCCGCCAGCGGAAGCUGGAGCGGAUCUCGCGGCUGGAGGAGAAGGUGAAGGUUCUGAAGACCCAGAACUCAGACCUGGCCUCCACCGCCUCCAUGUUGAGGGAGCAGGUCGCCCAGCUCAAGCAGAAGGUCAAGGGUCACAUCACCAGCGGCUGCCAGAUCACUGUCAGCUCCGCGACCGCCACCAGGCCUGGACGAGGAGGACGAGGAGGACGAGGAGGACGAGGAGGGACGGGCAGCGAGGACUGCUGAGGACGAUGGACACAAGGACAAUGAGGGUUCACUCGUGCUCUUGGUCAGAGCGAGCAGCUCGGCGUCUCCGGACACGAGGACGUCUCGGGGAUUCACGCUGCCUGAGAGUCCCACUAAAACCACCAUCAACCAUGGAGCCAGGGGGGGCGGAGCUUGGACAAGGGCGGAGACAGAGGCGGAGACAGGGGCGGAACAAACGCCCAACACGAGAGACGUUUGGACUUUAAAGAAAAGACGGAACAAAAGACAGAUGGAAACGGAUUGAAUUUAAAGAGACUGUUAAACAGCAAACAGUGUGUGUCUGUGUGUGUGUG
This is a messenger RNA of Platichthys flesus (European flounder), 1365 nucleotides long. It is a transcript of the gene june, whose product is annotated as JunE proto-oncogene, AP-1 transcription factor subunit. Gene Ontology annotation, molecular function: DNA-binding transcription factor activity, RNA polymerase II-specific; transcription factor binding; RNA polymerase II cis-regulatory region sequence-specific DNA binding. Lineage: Eukaryota; Metazoa; Chordata; Actinopteri; Pleuronectiformes; Pleuronectidae. The record is from RefSeq and is a predicted model, not a curated record. The transcript has a single exon. The coding region runs from base 38 to 1051 and encodes 337 amino acids. Gene Ontology annotation, cellular component: transcription regulator complex. Gene Ontology annotation, biological process: regulation of cell cycle; regulation of transcription by RNA polymerase II; regulation of cell population proliferation.